AUGGCGCCGAGAGCAGAGAAGAAGCCAGCGGAGAAGAAACCAGCCUCCGAGAAACCGGUAGAGGAGAAAUCAAAGGCCGAGAAGGCUCCGGCGGAGAAGAAACCCAAGGCCGGGAAAAAACUGCCCAAGGAAGCCGGUGCCGGCGUCGAGAAGAAGAAGAAGAAAUCGAAGAAGAGCGUCGAGACUUACAAGAUCUACAUCUUCAAGGUUCUGAAGCAGGUUCACCCAGAUAUCGGUAUCUCCAGCAAAGCCAUGGGAAUCAUGAACAGCUUCAUCAACGAUAUCUUCGAGAAACUAGCCCAGGAAUCGUCGAAGCUCGCUAGGUACAAUAAGAAGCCUACCAUCACUUCCCGGGAGAUUCAGACUGCCGUCAGGCUCGUUCUUCCCGGAGAGCUCGCGAAACACGCCGUCUCCGAAGGUACCAAGGCCGUCACGAAAUUCACCAGCUCUUGA
Microthlaspi erraticum is the source of this 453-nucleotide messenger RNA. NCBI's taxonomy places the organism in Eukaryota, Viridiplantae, Streptophyta, Magnoliopsida, Brassicales, Brassicaceae. The record is from the annotation of a GenBank genome assembly.